Messenger RNA from Nothoprocta perdicaria, 1819 nucleotides. Its product is annotated as CUB and sushi domain-containing protein 3-like. The record is from RefSeq and is a predicted model, not a curated record. Bases 170 to 1819 code for a protein of 549 amino acids. The transcript has 11 exons. Gene Ontology annotation, biological process: negative regulation of complement activation, classical pathway. NCBI's taxonomy places the organism in Eukaryota, Metazoa, Chordata, Aves, Tinamiformes, Tinamidae.
AGCCUACCAACUUCGAGUCUGCCAACCUCCAACAAAUAUACCAAAUGCUGAAAUUUUGACUGAGGAUGAUGAAUUUGAAAUAGGAGACAUAAUAAGGUACCAAUGUCAACCAGGCUUUACAUUGGUUGGUAAUGAGAUUCUGACCUGUCGACUAGGAGAAAGACUUCAAAUGGAUGGAGCACCACCUACUUGUCAAGUGCUCUGUCCAGCCAAUGAAAUGCGCCUGGAUUCAACAGGAAUCAUUCUGAGCCCUGGUUAUCCUGACAGCUACCCAAAUCUGCAGAUGUGUGCUUGGACCAUUACUGUGGAAAAGGGUUAUAAUAUCAGCAUGUUCUUCGAGUUCUUCCAGACAGAAAAGGAAUUUGAUAUACUUGAGGUGUUUGAUGGACCAAACAGUCAUAGCCCAUUGCUCAUUUCUCUCAGUGGGGACUAUUCAUCUUCUUUAAAUAUAACUAGCAAUAGUCAUGAGGUAUUCCUCCGGUGGUCAGCGGAUCAUGGCACAAAUAAGAAAGGUUUCAGGAUAAGAUAUAUAGCUCUCUAUUGCAGCACUCCAGAGUCUCCUCCACAUGGUUUCAUAGUCAGUCAGACAGGUGGGCAGCUCAACAGUAUGGUCCGCUGGGCUUGUGAUCGAGGUUUUCGGCUCAUUGGGAAAAGUACUGCUGUAUGCAGGAAGUCUCCGUAUGGUUAUUAUUCAUGGGAUGUGCCAGUCCCUGCUUGUCAAGCAAUAUCUUGUGGAAUUCCUAAAGCUCCAGUAAAUGGUGGAAUAUUAACCACAGAUUACUUAGUUGGCACCCGCGUUACUUACUUUUGCAAUGAUGGGUAUAGACUAUCAGCCAAAGAACUUACUACUGCAGUCUGCCAGCCAGAUGGUACAUGGAGCAAUCACAACAAAACACCUCGCUGUGUAGUUGUUACGUGUCCAAGCAUCAAUUCUUUCACACUGGAGCAUGGAAGAUGGAAAAUAGUGAAUGGUUCACAUUAUGAGUAUAAAACAAAAGUAGUUUUCAGCUGUGAUCCAGGCUACUAUGGCUUGGGACCAGCAUCUAUUGAGUGUCUUGCUAAUGGUACCUGGAGUUGGAGAAAUGAGAGGCCUUACUGUCAAAUUAUUUCUUGUGGAGAACUUCCAACACCUCCAAAUGGAAAUAAGAUCGGAACUCAAAUCACAUAUGGAUCUACAGCUAUAUUUACUUGUGAUUCAGGAUAUAUGUUAGUUGGCUCUACUGUAAGGGAGUGUCUGUCUUCUGGACUCUGGAGUGGAAUUGAAACCAGAUGUCUAGCUGGCCACUGUGGAAUUCCAGAUCUUAUUGUCAACGGUCAAGUAAUCGGAGAAAAUUAUGGAUAUAGAGACACAGUUGUAUACCAGUGCAGUCCUGGUUUUCGGUUGAUUGGUUCUUCUGUACGAAUAUGCCAGCAGGAUCACAACUGGUCUGGACAGCUUCCAUCCUGUGUGCCUGUUAGCUGUGGUCACCCUGGUAGUCCAAUUUAUGGAAGAACAAGUGGAAACGGUUUCAACUUCAACGAUGUUGUCACAUUCUCAUGUAACACUGGGUAUGUUAUGCAAGGACCGAUGAAAGCCCAGUGCCAGGCCAACAGGCAGUGGAGCCAUCCACCGCCCAUAUGCAAAGUGGUCAAUUGUUCUGAUCCUGGAAUUCCUGCAAAUUCUAUAAGAGAGAGUAAAAUUGAACAUGGAAAUUUCACAUAUGGCACAGUGGUAUUUUAUGACUGUAAUCCUGGAUAUUUUUUAUUUGGCUCUUCUGUUUUAAUUUGUCAACCAAAUGGCCACUGGGACAAGCCUCUACCUGAAUGCAUUAGUAAGUAG